AUGAAGAAGGAGGCCUUCGCCCACCUGGUCGACGACUCCCUGUACGCCUUGCGGGCUCAGCUGUUGGGGGCGUUUCCCGACGACAGUGCCCACGCCACCUUCGAAGAGGCCCACGGGGCCCAGGCCGCGCACGGGGCCCAUGCCCUUCCCAAGGGCUUCGGUGUCCCGAAGCCGAGUGGCAAGCGACCGAGCGCCGGUCAAGUCUCGACAGGCGCGGCCAUAGAAAGCAAGCCCAAGGAGCAGGGCGACACGCGCUCCUUUAAUGAUUCCAGUGGCAGCGGUACUGCCAGCCAGCAUCUGGAGCAUGCCAAGACAGUGGACAGCGAGUGGUCCCAGAUUGGGGGGAUCGGGGUCUCCAGGAAAGAAUCUCACCCGCUGAAGGAUUCGCUGGAGCAUCUUGGUGACGAGGAGGCGCGAGCAAUCCGCCACAGGUUACGGCUGCGGCUGGGAGCCCUAACGUCCAAGAAACUCGUGACGGGAAAAUCCCUACAUGAUGCUUGUAGCUCGCUGGGCCUUACGCGGUACACCAUCGAGGACAUGAACGAGCUUGUGAACCUCUUGGCAGAUUUCAUCGACCUCACCUUCGAGGCAUCGGAAACGAAGAUGCCGACGGGUCGGCGAGUCAGCGAGUCCUCGACCAGCAUGUUCGGCUUCAGACUGAGUGACGUGAACAGCCUCGGCAAGCCAGUCUGGCAAUGGCCCCACAUGGGCGCUUCGGGGCGUGAGUCUUUUCAUCGCAGUGCAUCCCUCAAUGCCUACGUUGACAUGGCACCGCGCUGCCACCUAAACGUGGUGCCGGCGCAGCCUCUGAUGGACCUCUUCCUUGCACAGGAGGGAGAUGUCCACCGGAAGUGCUUCGGACCUCGCAUCUUGAAGCAGUUCCAGGCCAUGAAAGAGAUCCUUCUGGCGGGAGACACAAACCGGCUUGUUGCAGAGCUGACAUUUGUUCGGAUUAACGAUCUGGCGGCUCCACCGGAGCCGAUGAACCUCCUCUUGUGCUUAGAGCCACUGGUGGCAGUCGUCAUCAUCGCGAAUGGCGUGAUGAUUGGUUUCCAAACGCACCCUUAUUGGGAAUCAUGGCCGUACUGGAUCAUUGUGGAAUCAGCCUUCGCGAUCUUUUUGGUGAUGGAGAUUGCUUUGCGCAUGUAUCUUCAAGGUCGCCGAAGCUUCUUCAGAGGGGCUGAGCUGCAGUGGAACCUUUUUGACGUCUUCCUGGGCCUCACGGGGGUCACUGACGUGAUCAUCCAGCUGGCCUCGGACAACAACAACGAGUCUUUCUUUGGCACGUCGUUGCUCCGUUUCUGCAGAUUGAUCCGUCUGGUGCGAAUCGUCAAGGUUUUCCGCUUGAAGGCCAUGAAGGAUUUGCGGCUGAUGGUCAAGGGGCUGAUUGCUGGGGUGAAAACUUUGGUGAUGGCAUUUACACUGCUUUUCACGGUCCUGUAUGUCAUCAGCGGCUUCGCCACGAUGACUCUCGGUCAGAGCAUCGGUUUGGACGAUCAGCCACAGAUCGUGAAAGACCUAUUGCCCUUCUUCAAGACGAUCCCAGCCUCCAUGUUCACGGCCUUUCGCUGCUUCACUGGAGAGUGCACAGACCACGACGGACGAACGAUCCACUCCAUCCUCGCCGAAGAGUUUGGGCCUGUCUUCAUCUUCUCCUACGUUGCGAGCUAUAUGCUGGUGUCGCUGGGGAUUUUCAAUGUGAUUCUGGCGGUAUAUGUCGACAUCACGAUGAAGGCUGCCAAGGAGAACGAUGCCGUCACUUUGGAGCAGCACUCGAAAGAGUCCAUCAGGAUUGCCCGCAUCACGCGGGAACUGUUGAAGAAGUUUGCUGGAGCCUAUCGGAUGUUCCAGGAAAUGGAAGACGGGAGUGGUGAGAAGUAUCUGGACAUCUCCAACAGGAAGAGCGAUAUGGUCUUCACGGACGGCGACGUCCACGAAGGCAUCGCUAUUACGAAGGAGUUGUUCCUCAUCGUGAUUCAGGACCGUCGUGUCCAGGAUCUCAUGGAUGAGUUGGAACUUCCACCCGACCGGGCCAACCUGUUCGAGAUUAUCGAUGCAGACGGCAGCGGCACUUUGCAUGUGGCGGAGCUUGUCCACGGCCUCUUGAAAAUCCGCGGCGAGAUCAACAAGAGCGACGUCGUGGCUGGCCUCCUGGCGAGCAAGGCUUGCUACGACAAGGUUGCGGAGCUGAAGGAGGAGCAGGAAGAGAGCCUCUCUGCGGUCCGCAGCCAACUGGCGGUGCUGCAUUCGGAGCUGCUGAUGCGCCGCCGAAACAGCGGCUCCACGUGCCUGUCGGCUCCCGAAGCGGACUUGAUGAUGCAGGCGAUGCAGGUCCAGGAAGAAGAGGAGCGGGAUCAGCCGCCGCCGCUCCCGGAUCCUCCCUUCUCGAAGCCGCUGAUGUCACCGGCGCCCUCCGGCGUUCCUCUGAAGCCUCAGCUGAUCAACGACGACGGCGAAGAUCCGCCAGCUCCAGGCGUUUGA
This is a messenger RNA of Symbiodinium sp. CCMP2592, 2481 nucleotides long. NCBI's taxonomy places the organism in Eukaryota, Dinophyceae, Suessiales, Symbiodiniaceae. The record is from the annotation of a GenBank genome assembly.